AUGGUGACCACGACGAUUCACGGGCUUUCCGCCGGUAGUGCCAUUGUGAGUUUUUUUUUUUUUCGAGAUGUUCGGAAUUUCUUGGAAUUUUAUGGAAUAAAGAAUUUGAACACGGCUUUUUUUGAAUAUUUCUGGGAAGUUUGGAGAAAAAAAUUAUAGCUUUUCCUUUUUUUGUUCGAAGAUUUUUUUCAAAAAAAUACCUUUAAAAAAAUUUUUUUGGAGGAAAUCGGUCUUUAAUCUUAAAUUAUCGAAAAUUGAGUUGUUUUUUUAGAUUUCGUAAGAAAACGGACGAUUUUUUUCAAAUGCUUUAUCGAAGGUACCAAAAAAAUUUUUGGAGCGUUUUUUUAUUUAUUUUAAAAAAAUUUAUUUAGACAAAUUUCCCUGUUUCUCAUUUUUGAAUUUUUUUGUCUCUUCAAAAAAAGGAAUCAAAAUCCCGCUUAAGAAACCUGUUUAAGAAACCUGUUUAUUGUUUUACAAACGAUACACCGAAUUCAUGAGACUUUUUCAAAAUCAAAAUAAAAUUUCUUUCAGGCAACGGAAUUGUUACGGGUUCGCGUUGUCAAAGGUUGGUUUUUUUGAAUUUUUUUUUCUGAAAUCCAAAUAAAUAUAUAUUGGAAAAAAAUUAUUGGGAGGACCUUAAAUUCGAAGGCUUUCAUAUUCAAAUUGGUUUUUAUAAGGAAGGAGAAAAAAAUGAACGAUGAAAAAAAUGUCUGGGAAAGAUAAUUUUUGAAAUAAAAAUUCCUGAUUUUUUUACGCUCCAUUGAAAAAAACUCUACCUUUCUUUCAAAAAUUUUUUCACAUUUCAACGAAAGAAUAAAAUUAGGAUUUUUUGAUGGUAAUUUAAUGAUAAUUCAUUGAUAAAUCAGUGUUUGCCUUAACAAGAAUUGUUCUGUUGAUUUUGAGAAAAAUUGACAAUUUCGUUUAGUUAUGAAUCGCUUUGAAACGCGGCCGACUUGAAACGAGUUGCGCCAAUUAGCGUUUCUUAGCCGAGUGAUACACUCAAAUCCAACCGCAACGCUUUGAGUCAUUCCAAAUGCGACCAUGGCGUUUGAACUUCAAAUAAGCGAAGUAUCGAACUGUGGAAAUAUUUAUUACAUCCCGUUCUGCCCUUUCACUAUAGGGACGGCUUUAAUCUUUUUCGAAUGAGUCAAAAUUUUACUCCAACAAAGAAAUUGAAAUGGAAUUUUUGCAGCCGCAAAGCUUGGCAAACGCGAUUUAUUCGGGGUCGUCUCGCCGUAUUGUAUCGUUCGGCUGGAAAGUGCCGACGGGACAGUUAUCGAUGAAGUGACGGUGGAACGCAAAAAGAAGGUUUCGAAAUAUCAUUACUGAGGAAUUCGCGAGGAAUCCCUAUAGGGUUUUGUUGCUUCAGGGACCCCUACUAUAGGGGCCAUUUGUCGAUUAAUUUUUCUCUCGACCGUUCUUGCUGGAAAAUGUAAAACCACAGGCAAAUUUCAAUUAGAUCUCGAGGCGAAGAGCUGUUUUUAGUAUGACUUUAGAUCUUGCAAAACUUUAGAAAAUACUAUUUUACUAAUGAACGCCAGAGUGGUCGCUAGAGUGAUGGACUUGGGGACUAUUGUAGGUUCCCUCAAGCGAACAUCUUACUUCCUCUUAUAGGGGCACUAAGACUUGCCAAAGCGGCAACUCGAGGGUGUUUAGUUAGUGGCCUCUAUAGGGGCGCAUGCUAAUGGCCUCUAUACGUCUUUUUAACUUUCAAAGAUCUGAACUAAAAAUCGAAAGCCCACUAUAGGGACCGCUUUUCUAGCUUCGGGGCCAGACCCUAUAGGAACCACCUAAACUUCAGCCCUCUAGGGAGAGCUAUUUUGUCCACAAUGGGGACUUUUCCCUGACCCUCUAGUGACCACUCUUUUUUAUUUAUAACAUGACGGUUCUAAGUUUCCAGACAAGAAACCCGACGUGGAACACGCUUUUCACGUUUCGCGUCACCCGGGAAUGUUCGAUCAAAGUGCUGGUUUUCGAUGAGAAUCGAAUUGUGAGUCGGAAAUUUUUGAGAAAAAUCAGUUUUUUAUUGCUUUUCUGAAGUCGAGACGUGAAAUUGGUAGUAAAUUAAGCGUCGCGACGCCGAGUUGGGACACGUGAAGAUCGAAUUAGGAAAUGGAUCGGUGCCAAGUCAGGCUGAAGCUCCCGUCGAAUACUCACUUCUCGGCGGAAGACAAAGGUUUUUUAUUGAUUCUAUUGAUUUUCCCUGUCCUUAGCAUUUUUGACUCGUUUUUCUAAUUUCAUAGCGUUAAACAUUUCAAAAUUGAUAUUCUUUGAAAAUUUUUCGAUCACUAGCGUGGAAAAAAGGUUUGAAGAUGAUUCAUUUUCCUUCGAUUCAAAUUUUGAAUUGAACUUUUCUCUCAAAAAUUAAUAAUAGAAAAACACUAUCAACAAUAUAAUUGAAACAUUUAGCAAAAAAAAAAUUUCCUGAAAAAAAAAUAUUUUCAGAUAUUCUAAGAGAACGAAGCUAUUUAGUUUUCAAUUUGUAGAAGUGUCUCAAAUUUACAUGACUUCUCAUUCUACCGUAAAAUGAGUUCGAAAAAGGAAGAAAAGGAUAGUUUCGCGAAUUUCAUUUGGUUUUUAUGUUUUGAUAAGGGUUAUCAGUUUCUCUUAUGACUCCUCAGAGUUUACGCUCAAUAUGGCAAAAGUUUUAGCGCUUUUUUUUUUCGAAAUAAGUCAAUUUUCAGCGUUUCAGUGUUUUCUUUUUAAUUUUGAAGACAAUUCCGUUAUUCUCGUGCAAAGUCGGAAUGGUGGAUAAUGGCUGCAAAAAGGGAGAGGCUCAAAAAAGGCCGCAGACAGGCAGCAAAAAGGCAGCGAAAGGCAGCAAAGAGACUCCCUUUAUCGAGCCUUCCAUUUUUCUGGGAUUUUAAAGGCUCGAGAAAUGGUGGAGAAAAGGAGAGGCAGCAAAAAUGGUGCACAAGGGCUGAGAAAAUGGUGCAAAAAGGCAGCAAAAAGAGAGCCUUCAUCACCCUAAAAGGAACAUUUCUAUGGUCUUUUAUGGACCCUCGAAGGGUCCUUCCGACUUUGCCUAUGUUUUUUGAUGAUUUAUGAAAAUUAUGCAUUAAUUUUUAAGAAAAAAAAAAUCAUGUCUUUCUUUUUUUUUACUGCAAAAUUAUCCACAAUUUUUAAAAAAGUCUCUAAAAUCUCACAUUUUUAACAUUUUUAAAAUUUUCAAAAUAUAUAUUUACUCUUUUUGAAAAAAAAAAAGUUUUCGUCCCAACCAUUUCAUGUACAACUAUUUUUCUUUCAAUAGCAGUUUUCAAACAAGAGAUUUCUCCAUUUUUCAACAAAUCUGUUUUUCAAUGGAGCAUAUAUGAAACUUAUCAAGGCUUAGUGGAGAAAAGCCAAUUUUACGAGACUUUUUCGAUCUUUGAAAAAUCUUAUCUUCGAAGUAAUUGUGUGACUUUUACGGUCAAUUUUAGAAUCAUUUUCCGACUUGAAAGGCGAGGGAGGCGGGGCAAGGGGCGGGACGCGUACGCGGUUCUUGGCUCGAGUUCAACCGCCAGCGACUAUUGGGAGAGCUCUUUUAUCGCUCUUUUCAUUUCUUUUUGAUAAUUAUAUAUUGAUUUUUUUUCAUGUUUGAAUUAAAAAAAUUGUAGAAUAUGAAAAGAGCGGGGUUCGAGAUUUUCAAAUAGUCGGUGUCGUUUGAAUUGAACUCGUGCCAAGGACCGCGUACGCACACGCUACGCGUCCCGCGCACUUUUCCGCCUUCUUUGCCUUUCAAGUCGGGAUGGAUUGACUAUUCCUGCAGAACUCAAAAUUUGGACGAAAAUUUUUAAUUCCCGCGCAAAAGUCACAUAUCGAGAUAUAUCGUUGUGGGACUCAAUUUUUGUAACGACUCUAGAAAUUCUAGGAGUUCUAAUUCCGCCUAUUUUGCGAGAUCGUUCUGAAUGAAUACCUCAUCUAUUUCGGGAUCUCUAAAAUUGCUUUGAACACGGUUUUUUACAAUCGAUCAUUUAACCUCUUUUUUGAGUCAAUCAUAUCAUUUACUGUCUUUUUUGAAACAGGAAUACCGGUUCUCUCUUCCUGGCCCUUCAAUUCCUACCGGCCCCCAGUAACAACGACGUUUUGGUGGAUUCGGCUGGAAAUUCGAUCUCGAAUUCGGCGGCUGAUCUUCAAAUGAAUCGUCUGGAUAUUCCUGAAGGUUAGAAUCGCUUGAAUUUCGAAUUCUAAAUCAUUUAAAAAUUUUUAUGGUCAAAAUGAGAAAAAAAUUCGAAAUGAUUUUUUUUGCGCAAAUAUUUUUUUGGGUCGCUUUCCUAUUUUAACAAUGAAAUAGCUUAUUUAAAGCUUCAAGAUGAUUAGUUAUAGGUUGGGAAGCGAGGGAAGACGCAAAUGGAAGAACAUAUUAUGUGAACCAUACGUUGAGGACGACUCAGUGGGAAUGUCCGACUACAACUCAGUUGUAAGUUCAUAAUCCUUUUUUGAGCUAGAGUAGCUAGAUGAAAAAUCUCAAAAUAUAAACAAAAAACGAUAAAAUUGAUUAAAAAAUGUGAUCAGAAUGAGAUGUUGUUUUUUUUCUUUUUUAUUCUCUCUUGUUGAAAUUUUCUGUGACAAGGAUCUUGAGGAAGAUAAUUUUACUUUGCGGUUCCGGAUUUCCCUGAAAAAUGUUCAGUACAUCCGUGAUGUCCCAGAAGUAGUUUCUGAAAGUCUCAAUUUGCAAAAAUUCAUAGUUUUCGAAAAAAAAAAAAAGCCUCCAAAUUUAAAGAAACCCUUAAAAUCCGGACUUUCAGCUUUAAUUUCUCGGAAACUAGGAAGUUGUGCAGGUUGAAACGUUCAGAAUCUACUUUUGGUGCAACAAGGAACGUUCUAGUUGAUUAACAUGAUAUUUCCAAGUGCGAAGUGGAACGACCUCCCUUGUGAGGAAAGGACUAAUAUUCGAUUUGAGAGGAAACGAAGAGACGGAGCUGGAAAGACGCCGGCAAAGAGAUAAUUAUGAGCACAGAAGCCAAGUGACGGACAAUAGCCCCGACACUGUUGUCCGCAGUCAUUUACAUGCGGUUUGUUUCAAUCAUUUCAAUCAAUCAUUUAGUAAAAUCGCCGACAUUGUUCGAAUCUCGCCUUAAAAAAGAAAUUCCAAAUUUUUUGAAGGAUCAUCAACAAUUUGCACAAAAACUCGAGGCGAUGAUCAUUUUGAGAAUUGUUUCAAGUUUUGGAAAAAAAUUUUUCGAAUUAUAAGGGAAAUUAGAUUUAGUAGUAAGUUUUUCUUGACAAACUAUUUAAAGGUUUAAAAUUGAAAAAAAGUCCUUAUUUUUAAAAAAAGUUUGUUAUUUCACCAUAAGUUCAAAUGUCUUCCUUUUGAAGACAAUUUCAAACGCCGAUUCCUGUUUUUAUCGCGGAAUUGAUAUUCAAUUCGGAAAACGAAUCCCUGUGAAAUUCAUUUUCUAGAAGAAAGUUCAUUUCAAAUUGAUUUUUGGGAUAGGGAGAGUCCUCAUUUUUUUUUCUCAGAAUGUUAUUUGAAAAUCAUUUUAUUUUUCUUUCGGCUCCAAAAGAAAAGUUGAUGUUUUGAAGUUUUCAUGCAGUGUUCAAAGAAAUUUCCUCUAAAUGCAAAGUUAUUUUGGCUCUCCGAAAUUUAAUUAUCGUUUUUUUUCUCUGAUGGAUAUUUUGAAUUCCGCGAAAUCAUUUCGAACACGGCAUAAUGGGCAACUUUCUUUGGCUGCCUGAAUAUAGUCUGUUCAGAUUUCAAAUGUCGAGUCCUAGUUGAAGCUCCGCCCCCUAAUGGCGCGAUAAACCAAUCAGAGAGCGAGCCAUCCACAGAGCGUUUUCGAAUGACGUCAUUCUACUUGACAUUCAAAAUCUGAACAGACUAUAUACUAUAUAUUGCGACUUGAACUUUUUAAUUUUCGGUGAAAGAAUUUUGAAAACUUUGGAAGAAAGUGCAUUGAAAGUACUAUUUUGAGCUUAUUAAGUCAACUUUUUUUUUCUCAGAAACCAUUAAAAAUUGCAAAUAAAAUAGUCUUCAUGAGUUAUUUGCUGCGUGGAUUUCAAAGAAGGUGGAAAAAUUCAGGCUUGAUUUUUUAUCCGUAUUUCAGUUCAAACUUCAAUAAUUUAUUUGAAGCUUCGAAAAACCGCGAAAAAUUGGAAAUACGCGAAUAUAUACAUUUUAAUGAAAGAAUUGCUCAAUAAAUAUUGAAGAAGGUGAAAAAAUUUGAGCUUAACCUUUUUUUUUCGCCUUUGAAGGGGUUCUUUUUAUGAUUAUUCAUUUUUCAGUUUUCACAAAAAGUUGGAAAAUUGUCGAAACGAUUUCGUUUUUAUUGACUUUUAAUGUGUUCCUCAUCUUCUUUUUUUGCUUCGUACGGAACGAAAUCGACCUCCGCCUGAUUGUUCAAAUAUUUGUCAAUAAUUUCUGUUGACUGGGAGCGCUUACAGAGUUUUUCACUCUCUUUCUUUUUUCUGCCGAUUUUUUGGAGAAUUUGACGGCAAAUAAACGUUGAAAACUGGUGUUCCCAGCUUUUGUCCGUGUUUUUCUCCGUCAUUUCUAGCGGUUGUAGUUUUAUUCGCUUCUGAAACAUAUUGACGUUUCAGCUUUUUUCGAACUUCGGUAGAGUUUUUGAAUAGACGUUCAGAUGUUUUUGUUUUAAUAAAAAAUGUGAAUGGGCUAUACAAUUGUUUUUACAUGUUUUUUGAAGAUUGACGACGGGAUGCGGGCCAACUUCGAAGGAGAUCACGCGGCUGAAGAAGAAGACGAAGAUGAUCGAUUGCCUGAAGGAUGGGACAUGCAGGUGAGAAUUACCUUUAAUUAAACUGACGAAUAUUGUUUUUGCUGGUUCUGUUUAUUGAUUUCCUAGUGUGAUUUUUUUAUUGCUGACACUUCCGAGUAUGUUCGAUUUCUUUGAAUUUUCGAUAGCUUCAGCUCAAAUUUUGAAAAGCAUCCUUUUUCAAGAGUCGUACUUUGGAAAAUUAGAGAGGGUUAGAAAAUUAGAGGGAUUUUUUUUCUCACCACGCUUUUGUUCACCAACGUUAUGGGGCAUCCUCGAAGUGGAACAAUGAGGAGACUAAAUCUACCAGUUGUUCACGUACAGGGGACUUUCCUCCUACUGGCAUGCCUAAAGGCAGAACAAUUACUGAACUCAGUAAUACGCGGGAGCUAAGCAAAAAAUACACCAAAAAUAUCGGAAACUUAGUUACCAACCUAAGGUUUUGGUCUCUUGCAGAACAAGAAAAGAUGGCCCUAAAGGGGAACCUUUAUCGGCUUCUUAGUUUGCCCCUGUAGGAACCACAGUGCCGAUCCUAAGUAGAGUAUUCCGAUGAAUUGGUAGCUGGUUCUGGGUUUCGUGAACCGUUCAACCUUCAUGGGGUUUUUUAGAUUAGAGCUCUGAAAAUUUUGAAAUUUCCAUGCUCCUUCCAAUCGAAAGAGAGGAUGCAGACAUUUUUGUUGACUUUAUCAGGUCGCUCCAAACGGAAGGAUAUUUUUCAUCGACCAUCACACCAAAACGACGACCUGGACGGAUCCGAGAACUGGAAUCGCGGCCAGGAUUCGCGGCAAAACCGACGAUGAGAUCGGCGCCUUGCCUCCCGGAUGGGAACAGAGGGUAAUUUUUGAGAUUACUUUGAGAAAGUUCAUUGGAAAGGCCAUGAACUCGAUACAGGGAAGUUAGGUAGAGCCGAUUAGGGACGUUGUUUUUUCUUGACUUUGACUGGAUUCCUCGCAUUUUUUGAAAAUAAAAUGAGUUUUUUUAAAAAAAAGUUUUCUUUCACUUUUCGUCUUUGAAAGAAUAUUUGAUUACUUGAAUUAAAAAUUAAUUUUUCUUUCAAUUAAAUUUAUCUUCUUUUCUUUAGGUCCACAACGACGGCCGGGUAUUUUUCAUUGAUCACAACCGGAGAAGAACCCAAUGGGAAGAUCCUCGAUUCGAGAAUGAAAGUAUUGCCGGCCCGGCGAUACCUUAUUCCAGAGAUUUCAAAAGAAAGGUCGUUUUUCAAACUUUUUUUUUAAAAAACAAAUAAUUUCCAGGUCGAAUAUUUCCGUUCCAAGCUUCCCAAGGCGAGUUCCAAUGGGAAAUGCGAUUUGGUCGUCCAUCGAGAGUCUCUUUUCGAGGAUUCUUACCGACAAAUUAUGGACAAGGUGAUUUGAUUAGCCGCACUGGGAAUGGAUCGAAGUGUUGCGGUUAACUUGAAAUAAAAAAAAAAUUUUUCGGGCAUGGAAGAAGGUUUUUUCGGUUCGGAGGGUAUUGAAAACGGUUAUUUUUGAGUUUUAAAAAGUUUUUGGAGAGUUUUUCAGGUUUCAGUAUUUUUUUUUUUCGCAGUUAGAAAACUGAAAAAACAACCUGAAGAUUCUAGAGAUCAAGCUCAAUUUUGAACGCGAUCGUGACGCUUUGAGACAUUCCAAAUGCGAUCAUAGAUUCUCGGAAUCAUUUUAUCUCUUUUAGAACCCCCAAGAACUGCGAAACAAACUUUGGAUCGAAUUUUUCGGCGAAACGGGUCUGGACUACGGUGGCGUCACUCGGGAAUGGUUUUUCCUUCUCUCGCAUCAGAUUUUCAACCCCUAUUAUGGGCUUUUCGAGUAUUCCGCCACGUUAGUAUUUAUUUUUAAUCUUUUGAACCGGAAGAAAAUUUUGAUUUGAAUAUGAGUUUGCAAAGAUUCAAAGGGAUUCCGCAAAAUUCAAAAUAGACGACAUAGAACGAAAAAUAUAACCAAAUUAUGGAGAGUCGUUGGUACGAUUUUAUCUAAAGUCCGCAAAUCUUCGGAGCCGUUAUCUCAGAGUACAGUAAUCUCAUAAUCUCCGAAUUCUUUUAUCUCCGAAAACAAAAAACCUCAAUUUUUUCUCUUUUUUGCAUUUUUCUGAUUUUUUUUCGUGUCUUGCUCAGAAAACAAUUUCCGAUCGAAAAUGUCUACUAAAGCCAAAAUUUUUCGUGUUUCAAAUUUUUUAAUUCACAAAAUAAAAAUCGAGAUUUAAUUAUUUUUGAAAGUUUCUAAUACGAGUUUAACAGCUUUUUAUGACUUUUUUUCCCACUAGAUUUUUGCUCAAAACUAUUUUUUUGGUAUUUUCUUGGAGUCGUAAGAAUAAAAAAAAAGAUAUUUAGGGACAACUACACCCUACAAAUCAACCCACACUCGGAAGCUUGCAACCCCGAACAUUUGUCCUAUUUUUACUUUAUAGGAAAAGUAAUCGGAAUGGCGGUUUAUCAUGGAAAGUUGCUCGACGGUGAGGACCCCAAAAGUGGAAAUCGAACAUUUUCCAAGGAUUUCAGCUUUUUUCAUCCGACCUUUCUACAAAAUGGUUCUCGGCAAGAAAAUCACGCUCUUCGACAUGGAAUCUGUCGACAAUGCUUAUUAUAAUUCCCUGAUUUUUGUCAAAGAUAAUGACCCGGAAAGCUUGGAAUUGACUUUUUCCGUUGAUGAAAACGUUUUUGGAGAGGUGUGGUUUGCGGAAAUUCAUUGACAGUUGUUCAUAACUAACCUAGAACGACUGUUCAAGGGUUGACCCUCCCAGGGGUCACUUAAGGUUUCAUUCUAGGGACUAUUUGAGCCGGAACAGAGCAAAGAUCUUCACUCUAGUGAAUACUUGCGCCUCUCUAGUGAUCACUUAGGGGUAUUGACGGGAAAGUGAAAAUUUUUACUUUAGUGACUACUUUGCCCUCUCUAAUAAUCUUGAAAGAAGGAUAAAAAUUCCAAACUUUGAAGCGAUAUUCAAUGAAUAUAUUAAUUCAGACUCAAUCUGUUGAUCUGAAACCGGGCGGGUCGGAAAUCGCGGUCACCGAAGAGAACAAGGAAGAUUACAUCAGCGCCGUCGUGAAUUGGCGGUUCGUCAAGCGUGUCGAGCCGCAAAUGGAGCAGAUUCUGAGGGGAUUGCACGAGGUUCGUCGAAAUGUCUUCUCUAGAAAUGAACUCGUAGAUCUUACAAAAAAGGAGCUGGAUAAAGCCGACAAAAGUAGUUUCGAAUUUAUCCGAAAAGUUGAAAAGAAAAGCGCGCCCGACCUUGAGCUACUUGCGCGCUUGAGCGUCAUCUUUAAAAUGUUUCUUUUUAAGAGUGAAUAAUGAAUUCAUCUUGAGCAUUCAUUUGUAAAGAUCCAGGCUAAUUUCAUGGUUUUUCUGUGAAUGAAGAUGCAAUGCUCACGAUCGUAUUUGGAAUGGCUCGACGCAAAGUUGCGUCGUAAGGGGAAGGUGGCUUGAGCGCGCCCGACCCGAAACUCCUUGCGCACUUUUUGAACAAUUUUCUAGUCGAGACAAUUGAAGUUUUGAAAGAGCCUUCUUCCUUUUUAUUAUUCAGAAAACAAAUUGUUGCUGUGAAAACAUUUAUUUUUUUUUUCUUGGUGGAUUACAAAUCCAAAGCUUUCCAGGUCGUCCCAUCCAAUCUUCUCACGAUUUUCGACGCCAAUGAGCUCGAAUUGCUAAUGUGCGGACUGCAAAAGAUUGACGUCAAAGAUUGGAAGGCGAAUACUGUCUACAAGGGCGGAUAUGGACCCAGUAGCCAGGUAAAAUAAUGCAUUAUUGAAGGUAUACGGGAGGUCGAAGUUUGAAUCAAAAUGUUUCACUUUUCAUACAAAAACAUUGAAUCGACGUUUAGAUUCAUUUAGAACACGCGAUAAAACUGUUCACUGUAAGCCCGAAUAUCUACUUGAAAUUCAACAAAACUUGCUAUUUUGAGAAAAACGGGUUCGAUGAGGAAAAUUCAAAGAUUCCUCUUGCCGGUGUAUGCAGACUGCGCGGUUUUAAAUAAAACUCGCAUUCAUUAUUUUCAUGAACACCAAUACAAAGCGUUUAAUGAAAGUUUUUCUCGAAAAAUAAUUUUUUUGUUGAGAUUUCAAUCUCUUAUUUAGGACUUCCACGGCGAGCUUUGUCUGAAAAUAUUUCCAAAUUUAUCCGCUUUACACUCAAAAUAACGCUGCGUAAACGUUCCCUUUAGAAUUUUUUUUUGAACACUCUUCUCAUCUCUUUUUCCUAGGUAAUCCACAACUUCUGGAAGUGCAUCCUGUCGUUUGACAACGAGAUGCGCGCCAGAGUCCUGCAAUUCGUGUCGGGGACCUCUAGAGUGCCGAUGAACGGCUUCAGAGAACUCUACGGAUCGAAUGGACCCCAGAAGUUCACGAUCGAACGCUGGGGAAGUCCCGACAUGCUUCCGAGAGCCCACACUUGGUAAUAUUCUUCUCCUUUUUGGUUUGGGCGACGGCCCGGCCCGGAACUCAUUUUUCGCGAAAAAGCUCGAGUUUCGAAUGUUUUUCAAGCUUAUACAGAGGAAGUACCUGUUUUCGAGAGAGAGAACCAUCAAAUUUCAGUUUCAACCGGCUCGAUUUACCUCCGUACCCGACGUUCCAGGAGCUCAAGGGCAAACUAAUAACCGCCAUCGAAAAUGCCGAGAUUUUCAGUGGAGUCGAUUAA
Molecule: messenger RNA, 11311 nt
Organism: Caenorhabditis auriculariae
Lineage: Eukaryota; Metazoa; Nematoda; Chromadorea; Rhabditida; Rhabditidae
Source: the annotation of a GenBank genome assembly